AAGAGAGGAAACGUUAAACCAUCAGAGCCUCAUGAAAGCCACAUGAACAUGAAAGUCCAUCACACUUUGAUCUGCUUCUUCUUCCUCACACUGCAGGAUGGAAAAACUGGUCUCAUCAAUGCAGAAAUUCAUAAUGGCAUUGAAGGAGGAAACAUCACAGUAAAAUGCUCCUUCACUUUCUCUGGAAGCAGGAAGAUCUUCUGUAGGAAUGAAUGUGAAGAAAAAGACAUUCUCGUUGAAACAGCUGGUGACAGAGCUCAGAGUGGCAGAUACAGCAUUGAAUAUACAGGGCGGGUUUUUUCUUCUGAACUCAUGAAUGUGAGCAUCACAAAUCUGACUAAGUCUGACUCAGGACGGUACAGAUGUAGAUUGGACAGAGAUUGGGCUCCAGAUUCAUAUGAGGAGUUUGUCAUCAGAGUUGAAGAUGCUCCAAUCACUUCUAAACCAAACUGGACUCCCAGACCUUUGUCAACAUCAGUCCCAUCAGCCUCCACACUGACGACAACACAGAGUUUAAGCACCAGUUCAAAAAGCUCAACACCUUCAUCAGCCUCUCCUGAAGCUACCAAGCAGACUCAUCAGGAACAUACAACACCAGCUGCAGGUCCAGAAAGUGUUAAUGUAAAACCAACACAUUCUACUGCUCAAACAGCGACAGGCGUGCUGCUGUAUGUGGGUCUGAUUCUGGUCGUCAUGAUCAUCUUAUUAUCAGCGGCUGUGCUGAUAUUCUGCAGGAAGAGGACCAAAGAACCUCCUGUAGAAAGCGAGUAUGCUAAUGUCACAAAGCCUAAUCCAAUGUAUGAGGAGAUCAGAGAUGAAGACAGACAGAGCAGAUCUUCUCCUGUAGAAAUAUCCAGAGUUAAAACUUACGCUAAAUACACCAAACCAAAUGGAGUUGAAACCACAGACGAUGACUACAGCUUUGUCACUGCAGCCAGUUCUCAGAAGACAACUGAAGACAACUCGAAUGAACUCAACUAUUCUCAGGUGGAUUUUUCCAACGCUGCAGCUGCCUCGCUCAACAGCUCCCCCUGUGGUAAAGCAGAUAAUGUCCUCUACUCUGUGCCGCGGGUAGAAGCGAGCUUGGAUGGCAGGCAAGCCGAAGACGCUUCUCCUCCUCUGUACUCUACUGUUAGUUAACAUCAGCAGUAGCUUCAUUUACUCUCACAGGUGAACGCCAAACAUGUUAAAGCUUCAAGUUAGAACAACUUUUACAAUUUCUUUCAGCUUAUCUUAAAUAUUUGUGUUGAACAUAUGAAAGUUUUAUUAAAAUUAAGUUGUUUUGGCUAAGUUAAAUAUUACUUAUUUAACUAAAGUGCAAGUUAAAAUUAAAGAAGUAUUUGUUGUCGAGAGAGGCUGCUAAGCCCAGUUAUGUUGCCCGCUCCCCCAACUCCGGCUUGACACCCUCGAUCUCCUCGCUGUCCUGCAGCAGCACAAUGUUGCUUAAACUCAGGUGGCAUGCUAGCCAACAAAACUAGACAGCAACUGAUGCAAGAGCACUUACAGCAACGUUACUGGGUCCGAGUUAUCUAGUAAGUAUGCUAACAAUCAGUAUUGGAUCGGUGCGUCCCUAACAAUGUUUGCUAUCGAUAGUAGUAGCUUGUCGCUAUAUCAUGCGAUUGAUUUGCCUCCUCCUGCACUAACAGCCAGUUUAGUUUCACACUUUGGCAAUAGUUCUGAAUGAAAACUGUUCACAGAUCUGAAAGUUUCACUGAUUAAAUCCACUCAGCAUGGGUUAACUCCAGGAUGCUUAGGGUUUUAAUCUUUUCAGUGAACUGCAAUGUUAUUUUGGAAAACUAUUAUGUUGAUUUACUUCGGUGAAAUUAACAGUAAACUAUGUCAGUUAUGUUAAAUGUUCUUGGUGACAAAUUGUCGGUGACAAAAUUUUAAAAUGGUUUUACAGUAACUGAAAAUGUUGUGAAACAGCAACUAGCUGCUGAAAAAAACCCCAACAAUUCUAUAAGUUCUUUGUGUUUUUUUGCAUCAACAGUAAUGUGUAAAUAUAUGUUAUUGCCGUUAGAUACUGUUUUCAUGCCUCAUCGUUCUUAAUUAUUAACUUUUUAACUUAAGGAAAGUUUACAAUUCUUAAUCCUUUGACACAAAACACAAAAUUUUUCCACCAAAAUAAAAUAUUUGUAUGCGUUACUGUAAUAUUAUUUCUUUUUCCAGUAAUGAGUAGUGUAAGGGAUUACUAUUUACAAACAGUAAUAGCCUAAUAUUACAGUUACUAAUCCAAGUAACGCUGCGUUACCAGAGCACGAUUUGGUUUGUUUUCUUUGAUGUGUGCGCAAUUGCGUGGCAGGUCAAAGCACUUUAAGUCGAGAAGCUCAACCUUAUGUUGUUCAAGUGAUUUGUUUUCACAAAAAGCCUAAAGAAAAAUGGAGAAUGAGGGAGAUAGGCAGGGCCGGCGGAUAAGGCUUAAGCCUACCCAAAAAUUCCUUCCUAAAAGAUAUGUGAACAGGAUGCUGUCCUUGGUAUUGUAUUGUGCACAAUUAGGCUAAAAUUAAAGAAUACAAAUGUC
Molecule: messenger RNA, 2521 nt
Organism: Micropterus dolomieu (smallmouth bass)
Lineage: Eukaryota; Metazoa; Chordata; Actinopteri; Centrarchiformes; Centrarchidae
Exons: 7
Coding region: 43-1140 (365 amino acids)
Cellular component (GO): cell surface
Molecular function (GO): signaling receptor activity
Source: RefSeq, a predicted model, not a curated record